Messenger RNA from Talaromyces amestolkiae, 2754 nucleotides. RefSeq lists its product as uncharacterized. The record is from RefSeq and is a predicted model, not a curated record. Bases 1 to 2754 code for a protein of 917 amino acids. Gene Ontology annotation, biological process: maturation of SSU-rRNA. NCBI's taxonomy places the organism in Eukaryota, Fungi, Ascomycota, Eurotiomycetes, Eurotiales, Trichocomaceae. Gene Ontology annotation, cellular component: small-subunit processome; Noc4p-Nop14p complex; nucleolus. The transcript is spliced from 2 exons.
AUGCCGCCCUCUCAGUUGAAGCAGCUCAAAGCUUCUCUUCGAGACAGCGGAGUCAUCCGACAGCAGCAGUCACAAAAGCAACGCCGUCAAGAUGAGAAGGACGGCGGCGCCAAGGCACGGCAAUCUCGCAUUCAGCGAAAUGCAGCCCUGGCAAAGAUUCGAGAACAGUUCAAUCCGUUUGAGAUAAAGGCGCCGUCACGGAAUGCGAAGUUCGAUGUUACCACGAGAGAUGGCUCGUCAAAGGCGGGAAAUUAUGCUAGACCGGGUGUUACGAAGUCUUUGGGAGAGGAGAGGAGACGAGAGACUCUACUCAAAGAAUUACAUUCGCGCAACAAGACCGGCGGCAUUAUGGACAGACGAUUCGGUGAAAACGAUCCUUCAAUGACACCGGAAGAAAGAGCAGCGGAACGAUUUGCCCGCGAAAGCCAGAGGAAAAUGCGGAAAGAAAAUAUGUUCAAUUUGGAGGAAGAAGAUGAAGAAGGACUAGAGUUGACACACGGUGGACGGUCGUUGUCGUUUGGCGAUGCUAUCAAUCUCAACGGCGACGAUUUUGCCGAAAAUGAUAUCAGCGGCGCAGAAUCUUCAGACGAUGAAGAGGCGAGUCGAAAGCGGAAACGCGCUUUAGCUGCUGAGGACGAAGUCGAUGAUAUGGACGGGAUGGCCUCUGAGGAUGACGAAGCGGAGGACGAAACCGAGCCGCUGCGAAAAAAGACCAAAGCCGAGGUCAUGAAGGAGGUCAUCGCCAAGUCCAAACUCUACAAAUACGAAAGACAAAAGGCAAAAGAAGACGAUGAUGACUUGCGAGCGGAGCUUGACAAAGGUCUACCGGAGAUUUUUGAUCUCAUGCGUGGUGUCAAACCACCGCCGAAGGAGCCCGAGCCUCCAAGGGAGGAUGCUGCGAUAAUGAACCCGGAUCGUGCUGCUCUGUUGAAUGGCAAAGAUAGGGUAGAGGCGGAUGUUGAAUAUGACAAGCGACUGAAGCAGAUGGCUUUUGACAAGAGAUCAGCGCCUACGGAUCGCACAAAGACUGAAGAGGAGAAAGCACAGGAAGAAGCCGAGAGGCUGAAACGGCUGGAACUAGAGAGACUGCGACGUAUGCGCGGUGACGAAGAUAGCGAGUCCGAGGCUGGAGGAGUCGAAGAUGAACAAAUGGAAGACGAAGGUGCUGAUUUCAUACCUGAUGAUGCCAAGGCGUUUGGCUUGACUUCAGCAGUUGAAAAUGAAGCUCGCCGCGAGCUCGAUGUUGAAGAUGAGGAUGAUUUCAUAAUUGAUGACGACCUUGUCGAUAUGGAAUCAGAUGAAAAUCUUUCAUUUGUUGAAAGUGAUUCCGAUAUGGAAUCAGAGCUGGAGAGCGAGGAUGAGGGGCUCAUGGAUGAUGAAUUUUCAAAAUCGCUCAACAACUUGGUUGGAAUGGAGUCUGGUAGCAAGAACGUGCCAACUGGAACGACCGAUGAUGGACUGGCAUAUACGUAUCCCUGCCCUCAGAGUCACGACGAGUUUCUCGCCAUCUUGAAAGACGUAGCUGCAAAAGAUAUUCCAGUGAUUGUGCAGAGAAUUCGAGCUUUGUAUCACCCCCGACUACACAGCGACAACAAGUCAAAAUUAAGUGUCUUUUCAAAAGUCUUGGUAGAUCAUGUUGUCUUUAUGGCGAAUCAAACUGGUUCGACUUCAUUCAAUAUCAUCGAAAAUCUCCUCCGACAUGUCCAUUCGAUGGCCAAGACGAACAGCGAACCCGUGGCUCAUGCUUUCCGAGAUCAUCUCCGCAAGAUGGCAGUCGAGCGGCCGUUAGCUUUACUUCCGGGUGAUUUGGUCCUAUUGACAGGAGUGAUGACAGUUUUUCCGACGUCGGAUCACUUCCACCCAGUUGUCACUCCGGCGAAUUUGUGCAUUGCGCGAUAUCUCGGCCAGAGCACUGUUGGUAGCACAGCUGAUCUGGCAACAGGAGCAUACCUUUCUGCGCUGUCUUUGGAAUAUCAAACUCUCGCAAAGCGAUAUAUGCCUGAGUUUAUGAACUACUGUCUGAAUGCAUUGUGUCUUCUUUCGCCGACGUUAAUCACCCAACAAGUAGGAUUUGUCUUGUUGCGCGACUCGAAGGAAUCACUACGACUUGACCCUUCGUCGAUCAACAGUAAGAUUCGCAAAAUUGGAUUCUGGGACGUCGUCUCGGACGACGCAAAAACAUCAUCCUCGGACUUGAAGCUCAGCCUACUCAGCACCUUUGUGUCCUUGCUAGACGCAGCCGCCGACCUCUGGGCCGACAAAUCCGCCUACAUCGAGAUCUUUGCAUCCAGCAAAACCAUCCUCCAACAUCUCAGGAAAUCUUUGUCCAAAUCCUCCUCAUCCCCACUAGUCACCCAACUCACCUCCACCCUCCAAAAACUCAAGUCACAUCUGGCUGCAUCCCAACACACGCGCCGCCCAUUACUCCUCCACAACCACCGACCCUUAGCCAUCAAACAAUCCAUCCCCAAAUUCGAAGAAGACUUCAAUCCGGACAAACACUACGACCCGAACCGCGAGCGCGCCGAAAUGGCAAAACUCAAAGCAGAGCACAAACGCGAACGCAAGGGCGCAAUGCGCGAAUUGCGCAAGGAUGCAAACUUUGUGGCGCGCGAACAGCUCAAGGAGAAGAAGGAGAAGGAUGCGGCGUACGAGAAGAAGUACCGACGACUUAUUGCGGAGAUUCAGGGUGAGGAGGGGCGGGAGGCGAAGGCUUAUGAGAGGGAGAAGAAGUUUAGACAGGGGAAGAAAUAG